AUGCCUCCUCUAUCUAGCAAACGUUUGCGACAACGCUCUUCUAACAAGGCACUACGUGAGCUGGUUAUGGAACUGGCUGAGGAAAGGAGGUCAAAGUCCAAGCCGACCGCAGAGAUAGCUUCCUCUAUAAGCAAGAGAAUCUCUCAGAAUAAACCUCCUACAUACUCAGGGACUGGGGAACCUGCAGCUUUGGAAAGUUGGUUACGAGAAUUUGACAAAUUGUUCAACGUGGUCCAAUGCCCUGAGAACUUGAGGGUAAACCAGGCUGCAUUCUACCUUCAAGAAGAGGCAGACUAUUGGUGGUCGAAUGCAAGAGAUAGUGUGAUGAGUGAACUCGAUAAUCCGCUGAGUUGGAAGGAUCUCAAGACGAUGAUUCGAGAAAAGUUUUACCCACCGCAUACCAAGAAGCAGAAGUCUAAUGAAUUUGCUACGCUUGAGAUGGGGAAGAUGUCCGUGGAUGAAUAUUAUAAGGAAUUCAUAGAAUAUGUCAAAUACUGCCCUGAUGACGUCCCCACCGAAGAAAAGAAGAUGCAAAGAUUCGAAUUGGGAUUAGUGAAUUAG
Messenger RNA from Amaranthus tricolor (Joseph's coat), 561 nucleotides. RefSeq lists its product as uncharacterized. Bases 1 to 561 code for a protein of 186 amino acids. The record is from RefSeq and is a predicted model, not a curated record. The transcript has a single exon. NCBI's taxonomy places the organism in Eukaryota, Viridiplantae, Streptophyta, Magnoliopsida, Caryophyllales, Amaranthaceae.